UUGGUUCUUUUUUUUUUCAGAGAUAUCAAAACAGCACGCGGUAAAUUCAAGCGAGCUGUGCUUCAGUUUACGCCAGAAAGUUGGAUCAAAGUUGACUGGUACAAUAACUGUGCUCUGAGGCGCACUUUAUCUAUUUAUGGAUUCGUUAUGGUCUGGCUGAUGGCUAUUUUGCCAGGAGUAUUCAGUGAGCAAAUGAUCAAGUUGAUUUUUGUUCUUUUUUUUUCCAGAGAUAUCAAAACAGCACGCGGUAAAUUCAAGCGAGCUGUGCUUCAAUUUACGCCAGAAAGUUGGAUCAAAGUUGACUGGUACAACAACUGUGCUCUGAGGCGCACUUUAUCUAUUUAUGGAUUCGUUAUGGUCUGGCUGAGUUGGGUAUACCUCGCAAUAUGUUCCCUUGAAGCAUCCAUAUGUAUCAAAUUUGGUCGGCCACAGUUCCCACAACUAAAACUAACAAUGAUCGUUUUCUGGAUAUGCUUCAUGAAAACCGAAAAAGUGAACUUCAACGGGUGUUUGCGUGAGUGCUAUUUGGAUUCAAGCCACGAAAAUCUUGGCGCCUUGGCCGAUGAAGUGCAGGCACACCGCAAGAGAUUGAAUAUAUCAGAAUCAGACUUUGAUUGAUG
This is a messenger RNA of Gongylonema pulchrum, 620 nucleotides long. NCBI's taxonomy places the organism in Eukaryota, Metazoa, Nematoda, Chromadorea, Rhabditida, Gongylonematidae. The record is from the annotation of a GenBank genome assembly.